AUGAAGAACGUGGCGCUCUCCUUUGGCUUCCUCGUGGCGCUCAUCUCGUCGACCUCCGCCUUCACAAUCACCUUCAAGAAUAAAUGCAGCUACACCGUCUGGCCUGCUGUUGGGAAGGCCCCGUACGGUGUUCCCGACACCUCUGUCUCUUUUGGGACGACUUUAGCGUCGGGAGCAUCUGCUAGCUUCAGUGUUGACGACUACGCCCUCGGGAUCCGUGCCUGGGGACGUACAGGCUGUAACUCCAAUGGCGCGAGCUGCGCUACCGGCGGAUGCGUCGGAGGCAUGGUAUGCACAGACGCUGGUCUCAACUCCGGUGUGAUCGUCUCAGAGUACGGAUAUGCAAACUUUGGAUCCUCCGGCGGAGGGAGAACGUCCUGGGAUUUGAGCCGUGUCAAUUUGGCCAUCAACAUUAAUACGAAGCUGGCCAGCUCAGACGGAACUAGCGUGACAUGGACUUCGAGUUCAUGUCCCGCUGAUCAAGCGUACUCUUACUCAACGGACUACGCUGCUGAUCGUAACUCUGCUCUUGGUCAGACGUACACACACACUUUCUGCCCUUAA
Messenger RNA from Guyanagaster necrorhizus, 564 nucleotides. RefSeq names its product Osmotin thaumatin-like protein. Lineage: Eukaryota; Fungi; Basidiomycota; Agaricomycetes; Agaricales; Physalacriaceae. The record is from RefSeq and is a predicted model, not a curated record. The coding region runs from base 1 to 564 and encodes 187 amino acids. The transcript is spliced from 4 exons.